This is a messenger RNA of Anopheles merus, 5485 nucleotides long. RefSeq lists its product as uncharacterized. Gene Ontology annotation, cellular component: Set1C/COMPASS complex. Lineage: Eukaryota; Metazoa; Arthropoda; Insecta; Diptera; Culicidae. Gene Ontology annotation, biological process: positive regulation of DNA-templated transcription. Bases 382 to 3762 code for a protein of 1126 amino acids. The transcript is spliced from 6 exons. The record is from RefSeq and is a predicted model, not a curated record.
CAGCAUCAGCGGCAGCAGCAGCAAUCGUGAAGACCGUCUAGUCAGGUACGGACGUGUGGCGUGCGCAUGCCGAACGCAAGCAAACCCCCGCUAGAACGUGUGCGGUACUGUGAAUUUGCUUUGGAUUGUUGUUUUUUUUUUGUUUUGACUGCUGGGAAGACAACCUCGCGAGGGGCCGUUCGAUGAAAAAGGGACAGUGAAUCCGUGUUUCGUGCAGCUGUUUGCUUUCAGCGUGUGCAGUGGCACCGGCACGCCACGCUACGGCCGAACGGGCGCAGGUUGGUCCACGCUCGGAUGGUCGGCUCGGUUGCAACGUGAUCAUCCUGCCAGACACAAUUCGAACUCUGGUGGCUACCGGACCGCCCCAGCAGCAGUAGCAGCAUGCUUGGCUCCCCGGUCGAAGUGCGGUACGACAAUGGUGAUUCGGUGGUGCUAAUCCAGGCGGACAGUGGUGGUCCGGCCCGCAGUUCGACCGGCGGCGGUUCGACGGCCAACCAGCCGAAUGCGUCCCGAAGCCCCGGCGAGGAACGUCUAGCCCGGAACGGGCAGGCUGGCGAGAGCGGUGGUAGUGUCGGUGGUGCGGGUGGUGCUGGUGGUAGUGGCGGCGGCGGCGGAGGCGUUGGAGUUGGAGCAGCUGGUAGCCCCGGAUCGGGUGAGUCGCGGCACAUCAUCAUCCACGAUCGGCCACGAGCGUCCGGUGGUGGCGGUUCCAUCACCAUCCUGACGCCCACGAACAACCUUAAGAUCAGCAUCAACAAGAAGCGCCGUUACCCUGGCCGGCCGCACGAGUACCAGAGCGCCAAGCGGGCGCUCACGCACAACCUGCGGCACAAGCUCGGCGAGCUGGACAAGCUGCUGAAAGCGUGCGACAACGAGGACGACGACGACGACGACGAGGAUGAGGACGAGGACGAGGACGAGGACGACAUGAUGCAGGAGGGCGAUGUGCACGUCCGUGCGCCAGCAGCAAACGGGACGGGUAAGAGGUCACCCGCAGCAGCCAAUACUUCCUCUGCCGUCCCUCCUUCUCCUUCGCCUCCUCCUGCGUUUUCGCUUCUGGCGAGGACAGAUGCGGCCCGGCCGCUGCCGUCGGUAAAGUCCUGCCAUCCCUCCACGACGGCGAAGAAGGUGGAGCAGGCGUGCCAGAUCGUCUCCGCCACCAGCACAAGCAACGGUGCGGAUAGCGGCGACGGCAGCAGUGAUGCCCGCGAAGAGGAAUCGGUGGAGAUUGACCACCUGAGACCGUGCGAGGACGUGCUGGUGCGGAUCUCGAACAACGAUCAGUAUUACCUCGGCACAGUCAUCGAGUUCGAGCCGAAGCGCAGCUGUCUGGUGCGGUUCGAGGACCAAACCACGGUGCGGGUCGAGCUGUCGCGCAUUACGCGCAUGGCCGGCAACGGGGUGCGGAAGCCGCACGCGGCCAGCCCCAGGCAACCGUCCUCCUGCCCGCGCUCGGUUGAUCAGGCGGUACAGGUGGACCGGGAGGAACGGCACGACAAGGCGGAGCUGCAGCGGCUAGAACACGUGGAGCAGGUAGAGCGGACGAAACGGGAGAAGCAGUUAGAGCACGUGGACCAGAAGCUGCAGGAGGAGUUUUUGGAGGAAUACUUAGAGCAGGAGGAGCCGGAGCGACCAGCAGCGAAUGGGAAAUGCUCGGGCGAACGGGACCAACAGGAGAAGCUCGUGGAUCACGUCGAGCGUGCGGAACGGGCGGAGGAGAAGGAGCUGGAAGAAGAGUGUGUUUCGCUUACGAACGAGCACGCACCCAACAGCCUAGCAGCACUAUCCCCAGCACCAUCAGCGCAACCGUCGCCUCCAUUUCGUUCGAUCGUCAUUCCAGAUGAGUUUUCGCCGCUAACCAGCGCCAGCCAGCUGCCGUACAGCCUGCACUCCCUGCACUGGGACAGCGAGCAUCGGGUGAACGCGGAACGGCACUACUGCUACUGCGGUGCGGACGGCGAGUGGACGCGCGAAAUGAUCCAGUGCCGGCGCUGCGAACAGUGGUUCCACGGGCGGUGCGUGCGCAGCCUGCAGUUUCCCAUCCUGCUGGGCGACACGUUCUACCUGUUCAUCUGCUCGAUCUGCAACCACGGGCACGAGUUCGUCCGGCGGUUCGAGCUGGGCACGGUGAACCUCGUGCACCUCGCGCUGUACAAUCUGAUCAUGCGGAACGGCUGCCGGCUGUACGAUCUGCGGCUCGCCAUCGUGCCGUACAUCGAGGACAAUCUGCGCGCGCUACAGCUGCCGGGAUCGGCCCUGAAGCUAACCACGAGUGAGCGGAUCGAUCUGCUGCAGCUGACGCUCCGGUACAACACGGACCGGUUCCUGAACGGUCGGGAAGUGUCCCAGCCGGCCAACCUGUGGACGCUGCGGAAAGCGCUGCCCCCGCCGAUGAAGGCCACCACCAUACCGCUCGGCGCAGAGGAGACCGUCACCGAGCACCUGUUGCGGAUGCUGCCCACGUGCUUGCAAGUGCCUUGCUUUCUGCCCCGCACCAACCACGAGAAGAACUACUUCAUGGAUGCAGCAACCCGAGAGCGGAUGCUGGGUUUAAACUACGCCGAGCGGCCGACAUCGUUCGAGGAUCCGCGUAUCAACUUUGCCGACCUGAUCGCGCCCCCGGCGGUCCUCCACGCUUCAGCGAGUCCCGACGCCACGGACGCCAAGUCUGCCGGCACCGUCGCCUGCACCGCAGUCGCUGCUACUAGCGCGUCACAACCCCUAUCAACCGCCGGUGCGAGGGUACCGGACGCAUCGCUUGCCUCAAACUCAUCCCCAACCUCCGGUGCGGUGCCGUUCAAUGCCACCAACGGUGCACGGUUGAUCGGUGCCCGGAAGCGCAAACAGCGGGGCAUUCGGUUCAUCUCGCCCGUGCUGUUGCCGAUGCGCGACCGACUCGAGUCGCUGUUUCCGCCGCGGGCCAAUUUCGACGGUGCGAACAAUCCUUUCUACCGACUGGACCCGCCUGUGCCGUACGGGCUGGGGAGGAUCCGGGGCGGGCGAAAGGGUUCCGUGAAGCGCCGCACCGUCGACGGGCACCGGCAAGGGCCGGCCAUGAAGCGGCAGCAGACGGCAGAAUUCUUGCACAAGCGGGCGGGCGCAGCGCCGACAGCAGCGGCUUCCCACCUGUCGCGCCGAGCUUCCACCGGCGGCCAGCUGCAGAAAAUCGACGAAAACUCCGUGCUGAGCGAGCUGUCGGUGCAGAAUGUGCAGCGACAUAACAACGCACACAGCACGAGCGGGCCCAGCAGCGGCAGUGCCGUCUCCGGGCGCCGGCCGCGCAGCUCCCACACGUAUUCCACUUCCUCGACCGGCAGCGAGCAGGUUGGAGCCGUCGGCGGUGGCAGUGGCAGCGUGGCAUCCGACACCUCCGCCACGGAGGACCACAAACCGAUGGCGAGCGGGCGCCGAUCGUCCGGGCGGCUGGUGGCGCUGGCCAGCAAAAACUACAGCGACACGAAGCGCCACAAGCGGCGCCGCAACUCGGACACCGCCAUCUUGGCCGGCGAGCUGAUCGGCUCGAACGGAACUGCGGAAGAGCAGAAUGCAGGCCGGACGGGGGCAGCGGGUGGUGGCGGUAGUGGGGGCUAUUACUCAAGCACGAGCAACAGCUCCUGCAUGGUGAGCGGCGUUUACUGGGAUCCGACGGCCGUACGGGAACCGGUGCAAACACGCAACAGAACAUCCCGCCCCAUGUUUGCCGUGGUCGGCAAGCGCGUACUUCCCAAUGGAAAACAGGAGCUGCUCUGGGAAGAGCAGUGAGCCUGAGAACGCCAAAAUUUGACGAUCCAUUGUUUACCAUCCGGUCCGUUCCUGUUGCACUCAUCGCUCAUUCGUCACCGCCGGUACGGUAUUUUCGCCAGGAUAUUUUUUUGUUGUUGGUUGCAGCUUCACUUUAAUGCAUUGUUAAGGUUUUUUGUUCGUUUUGUGGUCAAUGAUGAUCAUCCAAAUGGGGUUUUAUGUAUGGCUCGCGUUAUAUUGAACUUGUUGAAUGAAUUAAGCUGUUCAAGUUCGAGUGUGUCUCAUGAGAACACCCCGAGAAAGUACAAACGGAACACUCAAACACAGAACAGGACACUUAUACUUAUGCGCUGGGAGCCGGGUUCGAGCUGAAAAUUCAUACAAUAAUUGUUGAAAUUUCCGUUCGACACCAUUUAUUUCAUGAAUUUAAUUUAUUGCAAGAUUUCAAUGUGGGCCCUAACGACCCAAGAUUAUAGUUCCUUACGUGGCAGCAAGAAAAAAAAGGAAGAACAUUCAGCCAGAGGGGCCAACCCGAAGAAGCUACGAACGAGUCAACAAGUUUCAAAUAGUUCGCUUCGGUUCCGCCGAAUGCGACCGUCGCAUUACCAAGGCAAAGUUUAUGUAUUUAAUUUAUAUUUCAUUUAUUGCAACUGCUAGCGUUCAUCUCCUUGCAUUUAUAAUCGUACAUUAUUAUUUCAUGCUUUGUUCGUCUAUUAGACAAGAUCUCUAAUUUCGAAAUGAAUUGUAGAAAAAGCCCCAACAGGGGCAAAUUAACCUUUAGAAUUGUUUUGCUAAAAUGUGGUUCUACUCGGUCGUUGGUGACAUUGGUCACUAUUUGCCUUUUUUCGUUGGUCUAUUGCAAAAAAAAAAAUCCCACCGUAUUUGUUUAUUUAUCCCAACGCUUUGAAACGACCUCCUGCACUGAACUUUAUAAGUCUGUUAAUUGAAUUAAACCCCAAAACAAAUACAGAAUCCAAAACGAUUUACAAAACUUACACUUAUUUGCAAAACAAGCACGGCAAUUAGCGCAAAGGAAAAGCGAGCAAGCGCUGGAAGCUCACACUGCCCUGUCCUGCCAGUCUGUCAGCUGACAGUAGAAGCAGUAGAAAAUACUAGCCUAAGAGAGGGAAGGGAAGAGAACCUAUGGAACGCCAGAUGCUAAAGGCGAGUUGUAGGAAAGAUAGCUGGAAGAAGAUGCGUUUGCUCAGCACCGAUGUGCUUUUAUUUGAAGAAAAAAGGCAAUCGAACGAGUUCGGUGCCCCUGCAAACCCUUCUGCUGUUUGCAAGAUAGCAAGCUUACUUUAAUAGGAAUUAUGUAAUGAAUAGGCGCUGUAUUACUCAUCCUCGCCAAAACUCGGCACUCGGAAGGGGUGCCGCAGAACGCUCUAGAACAAUUUAACGUAAAAAGUGAGAGAGAGAAGGAGGAGGGGGGGGGGGUGAGGAGGUGAGGUUUUUUUUAUUCGAUUGUUUUUGUUUUCCUUAAGUUGUUGGUACUGUGUUAGAAGCUAUCGUCGUAACUUUUCACUGCCUCGCUAGGAUUAAUAUUAAACAAGAUACGAUGUCUCAACGGCGCUGCGGAGUCGUAGCAGCAAAAAAGAGAUAACGCUUAUGUGUCUAAUGCUUAGGCUAAUAUUUUCGCAAAGCGCUUACAGGAAAAUUGAAACAUUUUAUUCAGCAUAAGAGAAAGUUAGUUGACGAACAGCUAAUAGUCCGAGACGAACGCGAGAAAAAAAAACUCGCCUUA